Hypoxylon trugodes is the source of this 2505-nucleotide messenger RNA. RefSeq names its product putative sulfate permease. Gene Ontology annotation, cellular component: membrane. The transcript has 4 exons. Gene Ontology annotation, biological process: transmembrane transport. Gene Ontology annotation, molecular function: secondary active sulfate transmembrane transporter activity. NCBI's taxonomy places the organism in Eukaryota, Fungi, Ascomycota, Sordariomycetes, Xylariales, Hypoxylaceae. The coding region runs from base 1 to 2505 and encodes 834 amino acids. The record is from RefSeq and is a predicted model, not a curated record.
AUGCCUUCACCCAGUCAAUUCGGCCCGGGUUUGGCCAAAGUGCUGGGUAUCAAACUUGACGACCCUGAUGUGGAUAUCGUGACCAGGGGAGAGUCGGUGUUUUCCACGCAAACUGCAGACAGCUUCAUUGAGCAACAACCUACGAGCGCAGAGUGGUUAGCUGAGACUGCACCGUCGAGACGGGAUGUGGUGAACUACUUCAGAUCAUUAUUCCCUUUCUUAUCCUGGAUCAGAUUUUAUAACUUACAAUGGUUUCUUGGCGAUCUCGUUGCAGGCAUAACCAUUGGUGCUGUGGUCGUACCGCAAGGGAUGGCUUACGCUAAACUGGCAAAUGUCCCGGUGGAAUUUGGCUUAUACUCGUCAUUUAUGGGCGUUCUCGUCUACUGGUUCUUCGCAACCUCAAAGGAUAUAACAAUAGGGCCCGUCGCUGUUGUUUCUACUGUCACUGGUACCGUUGUCGCGAAGGCCACCAAGGAAUUGCCUCAAUAUGAAGAUACACCUUGGGUCAUUGCGAGCGCACUUGCUCUCAUAUCUGGAGCUAUCGUGCUUUUCAUCGGCUUGAUUCGAUGCGGAUGGAUUGUCGAACUAAUCCCCCUGGUAUCGCUCGCUGCCUUUAUGACUGGGUCUGCUCUUAACAUUGCCGCGGGACAAGUGCCUACAAUGAUGGGUAUUACCGGGUUCUCAACAAGGGAUUCGACAUACUUGGUGAUCAUCAAUACGCUGAAAAAUCUUGGCAAGACGGAUUUGAAUGCGGCUAUGGGCUUGACUGCGCUUGCGAUGCUCUACCUUAUACGCUUUUCGUGCGCCUGGCUAGCGAAAACGUACCCAAGCCGUCAUAAGUUGUUUUUCUUCCUCUCGACAUUGAGGGCCGUCUUCGUCAUUUUGUUAUACACUAUGAUUAGUUGGUUGGUAAAUAUGAACCGUCGCGACAAUCCGGCCUUCGCAAUUCUCAAAGACGUUCCUCGAGGUUUCCAGCACGCCGCAGUUCCGACUCUCAAUACGGAUAUAGUCAGCUCAUUUGUGGGAGAGUUGCCAGCAACGGUUAUUGUUCUACUCAUUGAGCAUAUCGCCAUCUCAAAAUCGUUCGGUCGCGUUAACAACUAUACUAUUAACCCAUCACAAGAAAUGGUUGCCAUCGGAGUUACUAAUGUUCUCGCGCCUUUCCUUGGAGGUUAUCCCUCGACAGGCUCUUUUAGUCGUACCGCAAUAAAGUCAAAGGCAGGCGUCCGAACCCCCUUUGCGGGCGUCAUUACAGCAGCCGUAGUACUGUUAGCUAUCUAUGCACUUACCGCCGUAUUCUACUAUAUCCCUUCGGCUUCCCUUGCCGCUGUCAUCAUCCACGCUGUUGGCGACCUUAUCACACCUCCAAAUACGCUCUACAAAUUCUGGAGGAUAUCGCCACUUGAAGUUUUCAUCUUCUUCGUAGGUGUAUUCGUUACCGUCUUCUCAACCAUUGAGAACGGCAUCUAUGCAACAAUCUGCAUUUCAUUUGCCAUAUUUAUCUUCCGUCAUCUAAAAUCACAUGGCAGAUUCCUCGGCAGGGUUCAGGUACACUCUGUACUCGGCGACCACCUUAUCGGCAAUGAUAACAAUGUGAUGGGAGAAUACGGAACCUUCGACAUUUCCGAUACUACUCUAUCUCCCCCUACACGCAAUGUCUUCCUACCAAUUGACCAUGGCGAUGGCUCCAAUCCAGAAGUCGAGGUCUCCAGCCCUUAUCCUGGUGUCUUCAUUUACCGCUUCGCUGAAGGGUUCAAUUACCCGAGCGCUAGUCACACACUAGAUUAUCUUACAAGUCAUAUUUUUGCCUACACGCGCCGUACAAAAACAGAUACUUAUGCACGUCUGGGUGACCGACCAUGGAACGAUCCAGGUCCGAAAAAAGGGCAACACGAGAAUACUCAGCUACCUACACUGAAGGCGAUAAUAUUCGACUUCAGCUCAGUCAAUAAUGUUGACGUGACCUCGGUGCAACAGCUCAUCGAUGUGCGGAACCAAUUAGAUCGGUAUACGACGCCAGACAUAGUAGACUUCCACUUCGCCUGCAUAAACAACCGAUGGACAAAGCGUGGUCUCGUAUCCGCUGGCUUCGGGUACCCGACGCCGCGGCCGGACGGCCUACACUCACGAUGGAAGUCCAUUUUCAGCGUCGCCGAGAUUGGGGGUUCUGAAUCAGCCGCAGCCGCCGCAGAGCUCGAAGCCAACGAGAAGGAGGCGACCAAUCCUCUAAGACCAACGCUCAGCAAACCAAUAGACGACAUCACGCCUGAACCUAGCGCAGCCUCGAGCAUAACGCAAUCUGCGGCGUCAAAGAGCAACACGACUACGAACAAAGCGCCUGAGUUCACAAGGCCAGGAGAAGCGAGACGCGUUGCGGUACACGGUCUCAAUCGCCCACUGUUCCAUGUCGACCUUACGAGCGCACUACAGAGCGCCAUCGCAAAUGUGCGCGCACGCGAGGAGAUCGAGGCCGCAGGGGGCCCGGAUAUUGGCGUUACGGUUUGA